UCUCUUGUACUGGGUACCAGCACCUGUGGUCAGCUGUACAUCAGGGAAGAUCCAACGAGCACCUGGCCAACACAUCACAGAAUAUCGCCUGAUGUCAGCCGACAGUAGAGACACUAGCACACAUGUUUUAAUAAACGUUGAAAAGCAAGAACUGUCAAAUACUUUUUGAGCGUAGUAUGAUCGAUGAGCUUGAAAAAUAAUUCCCAUUGAAGGAACGAUUUAUGGGAAAAACAAACAAUGUGAAGGUGUAAAAUAUUACUGGAAUCCUCUUUUACGAAUGCCUAUCAUGUGAGAAAUAACACAUCUGAAGUCCUUAACUGGCAGACAGAAAUAUUUCCCUGUUGCGUUGUUACAGUGCUUAUUUUUAAGACGUCAAGUUUUAUACAGUAAACAAAAUACUUGUGUUGAGAACUGAAAUGUGUGUAAUACACUCCAGUAUGAAGUGUCAUAAUAUGCCUAAUGGUGUAUACUUAUCAAGUGUAUUGGAAACAAAUUCUCGUUAUUUAGUCAAUUAAGCCUAGUUGAGUUUAGAGUAAACAAUUAAAGUGGCUGGACCCGGAUAUGUGCUGUGCACCCAAACAACGACCCAAAGUUAAUUUGGAAUUUUAUAUUUAAAAUGACACAUAUCUACAUGUUGGAACCGCCAUUAGAUAAUUAAUGUGUAUGCAGGACUUGAACAUUGUAGGUUUGUCUGGCAUACAGGUGACAAAAAUAAAGUUCACUGCAACUGAAACAAACUUUGUGAAAUAAAUAUCGUAAGGUCGUGCAAUAAAUGAACUUUAGUUGAUGGCAGCCGUAAAGUGAGUGGACACAUAAAUAGAUCAGCUCUUGCAGUUAAACGUGAACGAUGGACUACUUAGCAGAGAUGGGGAAGGAAGGGGAAGGAGGAGGAGGAGGAGCAGACACGGACGAGGAGAAUGGCAUCGAACCCUUCCUCACAUUCCUUCCUCCGUAUAUCCUCUGUAACUUAACCAACUACACCAACCUGCCGCUCUGUAACAACAACACGGUAGAGGAAAACCCGGCCUUCGAGUAUGCCAUCAUCGUUGCCAUCGUCGUGCCCAUUAUCUUCGGCAUCAUUGUCUUGGUGGGCCUCUUCGGCAACACUUUGGUCGUCAUUGUCAUCAUUGCCAACAAGCAGAUGAGGUCGACCACGAAUUAUCUUAUCUUCAGCCUGGCGAUGGCAGACCUGCUAUUCAUCGUUUUCUGCGUCCCCUUCACCGCAUCCGACUACAUAUUACCCUCAUGGCCAUUCGGGAGCAUCUGGUGCAAGACGGUACAAUAUCUCACCUACGUCACCGCCUACGCCUCCGUCUACACCCUCCUACUCCUCUCCUUUGACAGGUUCCUGGCGGUGGUGCAUCCUAUCGCUGCCCUAAGCAUCCGCACUGAGAGGAAUGCCCUCUAUGCUAUCACCUUCAGCUGGAUUCUGAUAUUGACGUCAUGCAUACCGCUGUAUCUCUGUCACGGCAUCAAGAAACAGAAAUUCAGGGGUGAUGUCUAUUUCCAAUGCGCCUUCCUGGACGACGAAUACAAUCACAUGGCCUUCCAUAUCGGCUUCAUCACCACCAUGUACUUCGUGCCACUGACUGUGAUCGUGGUGCUGUACCUGAUGAUUCUCAAUCGGUUGUGGUACGGAGUGGUGCCAGGGGGGAGCCGCAGCGCCGAGAGUGUCCGUGGUAAGAAACGAGUGACCAGGAUGGUCGUCAUUGUCGUCGUCACCUUCAUCGUCUGCUGGUUCCCGAUUCAACUUGUUUUGUUGCUCAAGUCUCUGGAUUUGUACGAGAUGACAACUUUCCGGAUCAUUACGCAGAUAGCAGCGCAGGUUCUUGCUUACAUUAACUCCUGCGUCAACCCAAUCCUCUAUGCCUUCCUCUCCGAUCCUUUCAGAAAGGCAUUCCGUAAGGUGAUAUCGUGUGGCCCCCAGCGACGUACAGCGCUUAAUGGCCGGACGGACUUUGAAAGGUCGAUGGAGACGAGGCCACUUAACCCUAGGCCUAGUCCACAAUCCAUUCCCUUGAUCAACAUGGUAACCAGCACUCAUCACUUAAGUCCUUCGGCCGGCCCCCCCUUGCAUCGCAACACCACAACAACUACAACCACGAGCUUUACCAACGGGGCCACCAGAGAAGAAACCUCCAACAACUCGCAGACACAAGAUGUCUUCAUUGGCAAUAAGGUAGUCGCUCAAGCUACCAAUUACGGCGGCUUUAACGAUGGCGCCUUUAACUUGCAUGAGCAAUGUGAAUAACGUCGAGGGGGUUCAGCCUCAACCAGCUAACAUUCUUGGUAAUUUUUUUGUAAUCAAAAGACGAUUUUAGAAGAAAACAAAUGAGGCACAUUGAUGAAAAUCAAUAUCAUAUUUAUCAUAUUGAAGAAUCUUUUUGGUAGAGUAUUUUGGGAUUGGAGACAAUAAUGAAUUAGAAAUGGAUGUCGUAUAAACAUAUACAUAUACCUAUAUUUUUGUAAAUAGACAAAUUUAUUAAAUACACUUAAAUAUAGAGAUCAGAUAGACUUUGUAAAAUUAAAGGAUUCAUCCACAGCGAUAGAUGCUUUGCAGAGUGGAUAGUAAUACCAAGUCACAUAUGUGUGUAAAAAUGUACGUGAGUCUGGUAAGUGUGUACGAAUAGUUGCGUGGGUGAAGUAUUUGUACAUAUAUGAAUCCUGCAGUGUUUACAUACAUCGACGUGACCCUAAAAACCUGAGCAUGGUACAGCUUGCUCACUGCCUUCAACAAGUGGCACUACUGAGAACAAAUAUGCAAAUUGCCAUUGCUGUAGGUUACUGAGCCAAAUACUAAUGGUUGAUAUGGAUAUUUGCUCGUUUGUAUUCAAAUGGAAUAUGCUCAAGAGAUAAAUAAUUUUGUGUUCUUGAAAGAUUUUGUGGAGGUGCGUUGGGCUGAUAUGCUAAUGAGCCCCGCAUGUUAACCCAACUUUUACCCCCAACUUCGCAUUGCAUGGUAAACUGACCUGCGUCACUAAUCCACCAAACACAGCUUUAAUGAACCUGACAUGGUCUUUCUUGUUGAUAUGACCUUCAGCUUUAUUGAAGCAUUCCUUUUAUUUAAUGCUGGUCAAUUUGCUAUGUGUUUAGAUAAUUGUCUGAAAAUAUUGUGGGUAUUAUCUGUAUUCCUCAUUGUUAUUGUGAACAUUGUUGUUUUUCUUCCAUAAUUUACUUACAGUGACAUUGUGAUAUAUCAGUGGUGAUUAUCAUUGUAUUUAAACUGUUAAUCGUUAUAUUGGACAGUAUCAUUCUAGGUCACCAUUCUCCCUACCUGUCAGUAAAACGUGGUAGUGGAGGGGAUGCUUAAGGACCAUUCUCCUUAAUGAUUUUUUUCUGUCUUGUUUUGGGCCACAGAUAAAGUGAAAUAAUGAUGCAAACAGGCCAUGGAGGCAACACUCUGGAGGAAGUGUUAAGAGUGUGGAGUUCACCAUUGGCCAUAUUAAAAAGGUGCUACCCGUGAUGGGGUUAACAACCCCCACCCCAUACUAGCACUUCAAUAUUCCACCCCCGCGUAUUUCAACUAUCAAAUAAUGGCUUUCGUCACGUCACUGGAAAAGGAUCUUCACACUGAAGAUUUUUCAACAUUUUGGCUCGUGGUAGAUACCCUAAUGUCUAACAGUUUGAGCUUAAAGAAUACGCUUUAGUAUGUAAGGUACUCUCUACCUUAUUAAUUAUAUCAAUAAUUUAGUUGAAUAUAAUAUGUAGACCAUAAGAGGUAUAGCUAUUUUCACCGAUGAUUAUAUUAAUGAAUGCCAUAUUUAGUAUCUCAAAUUUAUACACAUCUCCUGUUGACUCAUUCAUAUAGACUAUAAGUUUCCAUUGAAAUUAUUCUACGUGGUUUAUUCAUUAUCACAUCUCAUUCGUUAUAACUGCAAAAACAAUCUACAUCCAUAAUAUUUGUAUCUUAUUUUUUUUUCAAAUUAUGCUUGCUGUCUUCACAAUUAAACACGCAC
Homarus americanus (American lobster) is the source of this 3956-nucleotide messenger RNA. Its product is annotated as allatostatin-A receptor-like. Gene Ontology annotation, biological process: G protein-coupled receptor signaling pathway. Gene Ontology annotation, molecular function: G protein-coupled receptor activity. The transcript is spliced from 7 exons. NCBI's taxonomy places the organism in Eukaryota, Metazoa, Arthropoda, Malacostraca, Decapoda, Nephropidae. The record is from RefSeq and is a predicted model, not a curated record. Gene Ontology annotation, cellular component: membrane. Bases 848 to 2251 code for a protein of 467 amino acids.